Apis mellifera (honey bee) is the source of this 2870-nucleotide messenger RNA. RefSeq lists its product as uncharacterized. Lineage: Eukaryota; Metazoa; Arthropoda; Insecta; Hymenoptera; Apidae. The coding region runs from base 329 to 2158 and encodes 609 amino acids. The transcript is spliced from 7 exons. The record is from RefSeq and is a predicted model, not a curated record.
AGCACUUUUCAUGAGAUAGGUUCCUAUGUGUGAACUACGCUUUGUGCUUGAUUUGUCAAUAAUUGAGGAUAAAGUUAAAUGCCGGAUUAAUUUGUUCGGCAUAAUUUAAGUAAAUUCGAAAAGGAAAAGAAAAAUCUGAAAACGAUGUGGCGUGUCCCAAAAUUGGUUCUUUGGGCCGAAGCCUUCUUUGCUCAAAUGAAAGUAUUAAUACCGAAGGUUGAAACGGUUUAGCCGCGGAAUACUUUCAUCGAGUACUUUUUAAUACUUUUUCUUGAAAUUAUAAGUCUUUUUAAGGGGAAUUCUCCUCAAUAUUUUAUUUCUUUCAAAAAUGGCAUCACAGAGUCAAAAUGCUAUGAAUGUAAGUUCAACUAUUUCACCGAUGAAUGGAUCAUCCGGAUCGUCGACGACCAUCUCGGUCUGUACUACGAAGAUGCAAUCUCUUACUUCUACACAAUCUUCACAAUCCUAUCAACAACAUUCAUCUCCAUCGUCGUCACCAUCGCCGUCGCCGUCACCAUCACUAAUGCAACAACAGCAUCAGACUCUACAAUCUAAUAAUAUAGAAGCAAUUGAUAAAAAUUCCUCCAAUACAUUAAAACGUAAUCCAAAAAUGGAAUUAAACAAAACUGAUUUAUUAAAACUAUUAGGGCAUCUUGAAGGAGAAUUACAAGCAAGGGAUAUUGUAAUAGCAGUAUUAAAGUCUGAAAAAUUGAAACAUCUGUUAAGUACUCGAUAUCUGAGUGGAACAUCAGAUCCACAUGCUGCACUUGCUCGUGAUGUUGUUCUAGUAGGUGGUAUGAAUGAACAUGAACCAAAUCAAAUAAAUAAACAAGUUGCUACUUUAGAAGCACUUGUAACACAACAAAGAUGUAUGCAGUUUAAAAUGGCCAAAGUUCUUAAAGAAGCAGAACUUAGGCAUAGAGCAGUUAUUAAAGAAUUAGAAGAAGAAAAACGAAAACAUGAACAUGAUACUGCCCAGGGUGAUGAUAUUACAUAUGGAUUGGAGAAAGAAAGAACACGAUUAAAAAAAGAAUUAGAAUUAGAAAAACAAGAAAAAAAAAGACUGGAAUUAGAAUUAAAAAAAGCAAAUGAGACUUUAGAAGAAGAAAAAACUCGACAGAAACAAAUAGUACUUCUUUUACUUGCUGAACGUAAAAAGAUAAUUAUGAAGUAUAUAGAAGAAAGGAAAAGAUCAGAAGAUUUGGCACAGAUAUUAAGCGAAGAAAAAGUUCGAGUAGAUUCUAUGGCUGAAGGGCUUGAAGAAGAAAGUAAAAAAUCAUUGCAAAUGGAAGCAGAAUUAGAAAAACAACUUGCACAAUUUGACAUGGAAAGACAACAAUAUAAGCAAGCUUUAGCAAAGGAAGAAAAAAGAGCUAAAGAUCUCGAAUUAGAAUUAGAUAAACUUAGAAGUGAAAUGGAUAUGUGGAAAGAGUCUCAAACACGAGGUUCUCCAAGAGGAGUGGGUACAACUCCACCACCUCCUCCAGCCAAACCAGCUAAUUUAGUUGCUAUGCCUACUGUUAAACCUGCUAAUGUAACACAGACAAUUAAAGGUACAGUGCUGGGCACUGGGACGCCAAUGGUUAGUAGUAAAGUUGUUCAGCCCACUGCCACGGUAUCUAGUGUUCCUGUCAGCGGUCCAACUACUGGGAUAGCUAGAUCAGUAACUCCUGGACAGGCACUACGCGGGGUCUCGUAUACGUCCAAUAUUACGUCUUCUACUGGUGAAACUGCGACAUCUUCUGAAAAUCAGGCUAUAGACAAACGUGGGGUUGUACCUGCUCCUGUAAAUGCUGGAGGCACGGUAAAACUUAUACCAUCGACGCAAACUGCAGGAAAGCUUGGUUUUCAUGUCGGCUCUGGUUCGACGAUUCAAACAUCUGGUAUGCUGCCCUCGAAAAAGCCACCAGUAUCUCGCGGCGUUCCUCCUCCAGUUCCACCGAAUAAACCGGUAGUACCACCUAAAAAGGAGGCUGCUUAUAUUAGAAGGACUGAAUCGCAGGCAACGCAGGACGCCGUAAAACUUGGUAAACAAGCUGCGGCGCAUCCUACUAGUGGAUCUCCUGCUCCGCAAGUCCAACAGGCAAUAGGAGCUUUUACUCAAUCCUCCGAUGAAGAGGUUAGUAAUAAAGCUCCUCUGCCUUAUUCAUUUUAUUAAUGCGGAAGGAUAAUUCAUCUUUAUUAUAAGUGCCAAAAUAUUUUAAGUGUUUCUGUAUUCUUCUUGUUGAAUUCUCUUCUUUUUGUCAAUAAAUUUUUAUCGAGUUUUCAAAAAAGUUAUAUCCAUAAAUUAUUAGAAUUUAUAAUUGAAUGUUCUGUUACGUGUAUUUUUACUUACUUACUUAGAAAGAGCAAUCUUAUAGAUAAUUAAAAUUGAAUGUUUUAUGAUUCACUAUAGAUACUAAAGAUUAAAAGAUUAAUUUUUUAGUUUCUUUUCAAUUUAUUUUUUAGUUUUCACUUAACUAUAUUUUUACAUUAUUUUGUAGAUAUUAAUUCUACAAAUAUAGAAUUUUAUAAGAUUUUAUCGAAAUAUCAUUUCGUAUUCUUAAGAUUUUACAUUCUAAAAUAUUACGUUUAUUAAAUAAUUUUAAAAGAGAAUAAAUUAUAUAAAAUAAAAUUAUUUACUUAAAAGAUAAAGAAAAAAAAUAUAAUUUUAAUAAUCUUAUAAAAUAAUUUUUUAUUUUUUUACGUAACGUUAAUUAACUUUUAUGUAAGUUAAUUUUGUUUCUAAUUUAAAAAUUACGAAAGAUAUAGUAACAAGAAUAGAAAUACUUUUUAAAGAAUGGUACUCGAUUAACUUCUUUGAAUACUCGAUGAAUCGAUGUUGUUUCUCUAUUUGAUCUCUCUCUUACAAGUGAGUACAAUUCAGUACA